This is a messenger RNA of Rhopalosiphum padi (bird cherry-oat aphid), 3547 nucleotides long. Its product is annotated as protein mothers against dpp-like. Gene Ontology annotation, cellular component: heteromeric SMAD protein complex. Gene Ontology annotation, biological process: BMP signaling pathway; regulation of transcription by RNA polymerase II; transforming growth factor beta receptor signaling pathway. The record is from RefSeq and is a predicted model, not a curated record. The transcript has 7 exons. The coding region runs from base 721 to 2001 and encodes 426 amino acids. Gene Ontology annotation, molecular function: I-SMAD binding; RNA polymerase II cis-regulatory region sequence-specific DNA binding; DNA-binding transcription factor activity, RNA polymerase II-specific. Lineage: Eukaryota; Metazoa; Arthropoda; Insecta; Hemiptera; Aphididae.
GCGCCACCGAUACGCGUUGUACCUACUUCGAUCUCGCGCGUGCGUACGAAACUAGUCCGUUCUCACUAACGCGACUGCAGUGAGGAAGAGAAUUUAUCGCCGGCGACACGUCUCGUCCGCGAUAUACGCUUAUCGCGGAGACCAUAAUACACAACCGUAUAAGAUCAUUGAUCACACAUUCACGCGACGGUUACGGUGGACAACAAGCGCGACCACUGUCACACAGACUCACACGCGGCCGUGUCGUCGUACCGGUUUCGCUAUACUGCGCUGUCCAAAAAGCCGUACCGCGUGCCCGCUCGUCGUGCAUAACGGCCGGUAAAAGUUUCGUCGUUACCAGUGGCCGCGGUUUGAAAUCAAACAAUCCGCGGUAAGCACGUCUUCGACAUCUACGGCGCGGUACACCUGCUGAGACGCAAAAUCCGGCAACGGCGCAGCACACGCAUCGUUCGCGAACCGUAACAAAUGUGCGUGUAACACUCCGUUACAACGUUGCCGCGGUUUGCUCCGGAACGUAUCCGUCCGAACGGCCGCCACCGUCCGCCGUUGGAUUCUAAUCAAUGAUGCGCGUUUUCCUUUCUCUCUUCCCCCGAACAACAAUAACAAUAAAUAAAUAAUAUAAUAAGUUAACACUUACUGUUGUUCACUUGUCCUGUGACUCUGGUCGUAGAAUAUUUUCCGUGCGUGUGUGUAGUUUAUUACGUUUCACGCUCCCGUGCAAUGGAGGUGGACGAGUUCGAUUCGGGCCGACCGUCGUCGACAAUUUCGUCGAUAAAUAGCCUGUUCUCAUUUACCAGCCCGGCCGUUAAGAAACUGUUGGGCUGGAAGCAAGGUGACGAAGAAGAGAAAUGGGCCGAAAAAGCCGUCGAUGCGCUCGUCAAGAAAUUGAAGAAAACCAAAGGCGCUAUCGAGGAAUUGGAAAAAGCGCUCAGCUGUCCGGGACAGCCAAGCAAGUGCGUCACCAUACCGAGAAGUCUUGACGGACGACUGCAGGUGUCACAUCGUAAGAGUUUACCGCACGUCAUAUACUGCCGUGUAUGGCGAUGGCCAGAUCUCCAAACCCAUCACGAGCUUAAGCCGCUUGACCACUGUCAAUUUCCAUUCUCUACUCAAAACAAACAGAAAGAUGUUUGUAUUAAUCCUUAUCACUACAAACGUGUUGAAAGUCCUGUGUUACCUCCUGUAUUGGUACCCAGACAAAGUCAGCUACCCCCUAUGAUGUUCCGUCAAAUGCCGGAAAAUCUUCAGUAUAAUAACUAUAACCAAGGACCCAAUUCUCCAUCAUCAAGUCCUCCACCAAACAGUCCUUUUCAGAGCAGCGCACUGUCAGAAUUAGGAAGUUCUCCUGGGCCUGAUGAAAAAGCUAUGAGUCCCGCAUCUGGAACACAAGUCAUGUAUCAGGAACAAGCUAGUUGGGCAAGCAUAGCAUACUAUGAAUUAAAUAGUAGAGUUGGAGAACUUUUUCAUUGCCAAUCUCCUGUUGUAGUUGUGGAUGGUUUCACUAAUCCAAGUAAUAAUCUAAACCGAUUUUGUCUUGGACAACUUUCCAAUGUUAAUCGAAAUCAAACAAUUGAAAACACAAGGCGACAUAUCGGAAGAGGCAUUCAAUUACAUUAUAUUGGCGGUGAAGUAUAUGCAGAAUGUUUAUCAGACUCCGCAGUGUUUGUACAGUCACGUAAUUGCAAUCACCAUCAUAAUUUUCAUCCAUUAACUGUGUGUAAGAUACCAGCUGGAUGUUCUUUACGUAUUUUCAAUAAUCAACAAUUUGCAACUUUACUCACAGAAUCUGUAAAUUCUGGUUAUGAAGCGGUAUUUGAGCUCACUAAAAUGUGCACAAUUAGGAUGUCAUUUGUGAAGGGCUGGGGCGCAGAGUAUCAUCGGCAAGAUGUUACCAGCACACCUUGUUGGAUUGAAAUACAUUUAAAUGGACCAUUACAGUGGUUAGACAAAGUUUUGUGUGCCAUGGGAUCGCCUCACAAUGCGAUAUCAUCUGUUUCAUAGGCCAACAUGCUUAACACACUUAUUUUUCUAGUAUCAAGGUGUCAUUUUUAUUUUUGUUUUAACUAAAUCAUCAAUAUGACUUAAAUACACAUAAGUUGUGCACAAUAUUAGUAAAAUAAUUUUGCUACAAAAUACCAGGUAUUUUUAUAUUAAAUAAACUUAUGAAAUUUAACUUUUUGUAAAUUUAAAUUACUUUUAUUUUGCUGUACUAUAUGUUUGGUGCUCGCUAUUCUUAUUACUAUAUAUAUAUAUAUUUUUUUUUUGUUAAAGAACAUUUAUUUAUUGUUUUUUUAUCCUAAAUAUUUAAAAAAAAAAUAAAAAAAAUGAAACCUUUUUUUUAAAAAAAGUAAUACUUUUGAGACUUGAAAGAUUUAAAACAUAUUAUUUUCUUCUAAAACUUAUUUGACAUAUUAGUUUUGAAAAAUAUGGUGAUAUUAUGCUCUCUAAUCAAAUAUAUUUAUUUGAUGAAUUAUUGUUGGCAACUUAAUAAUCACUAAGAUGGUGUAAUAGUAUAUAAAUACUCAUAAAAACUUAUUUUACACCUUCCUAGUAAACAUAAAAAAUUAUAGGGAAUAAUUUUAUCUAAAUCUAUUAAAAAUAAAAUUUUUGAUAUUUAUAUUAGUUAAAUAAUUUUAAAGAUAAUCUGUAAAAAUAUUAAAAAUUCAUCAUCAAAUACAGGUUGAUUGAAAUGGGAUAUCAACAAUCUGGUUUCUUAUGAAUGUAGAUAAAAUUUUUCUCCAUAAUUUUUAUAAUAUAUAAUUUCACUUGUAAAACCCUUCAGAAAGCUGUAUUCUUGAAAGGCUUAAACAUCUUUUUCUGUAAAAAGUGUAAUCAAGUAUUUUUUGAGCAGAGCAUGAUUUUUUUUCUGUUCCUAUUGAUUUAUUAUUGUUGCACUAAAAAAUAAAAAAUAAUUACUUUUUUUUUCUUAAAAUUUUCAGCUAUUUCCUUUUUAACCUAUAUUGCACACUAUUCUUAAAUUACAUACAAGUUAUAAGUCAUAGUGUUCAAAUGUUGUUAAAAUAAUUUUAGUAAAUUAUAUUUGCUCAUUCAAAAUGUUGUUCAUUUUAGUUAAUUUAUAAUUUAUUAAAUUAAUAUUGGUAUGCUACUUACAAUGACAGUAAACUAUAUACAGGGUGUUUUAUGAUGUUUUAUUUGUUUCUUAUUUUUAAAUAGUGAGGCGACAUGCUUUGUAGUUUGUCUUGAUUGAAAUAACAUAAAACAAUCUGUAAAUUAAUAAUUUUUAGUCGUUAUUAUUUUGUAGUAGGCGUGCAAUAUGAGAAUAUUAUGUAAGCUGUAUAUUUAUAUUGUUGAAUUUUUAAAUAAGCGUUUGUUCAAUGUUCCCAAUGCGUUCAGUAAUGUAAUAUUUAUGUUUGAUUUAUUAAUUAUUAUAUUGUAAUUUUUUUUUUAGUUGUAUACAUUUUUCCUAAACGUUUUAGUUUAUUGUCUACAAAAAUAUAUAUUAUAUUGAUCUUAUUUUAUAAAUAUUUUGAAUGUGAACAAUAGUUUUUUUGUGAAAAAAAUAUAUUUUGCUAGAAAGACAAUAUUA